Molecule: messenger RNA, 3372 nt
Organism: Chenopodium quinoa (quinoa)
Lineage: Eukaryota; Viridiplantae; Streptophyta; Magnoliopsida; Caryophyllales; Amaranthaceae
Product: chaperonin 60 subunit beta 4, chloroplastic-like
Exons: 14
Coding region: 360-2117 (585 amino acids)
Biological process (GO): protein refolding
Cellular component (GO): chloroplast stroma
Molecular function (GO): ATP-dependent protein folding chaperone; ATP binding
Source: RefSeq, a predicted model, not a curated record
UUUUGAUCGGGUACCCAGUUUGCUCACCCCUACUAAAAUAUAGUUUUCGAUAUGAGAGCGUUUUAAGCACCUGUCAUUCUGUCAAAGAUAACAAUAUCUAAUAAUGGACUCAUGUUAACCUUGGAUGUUAUAACUAAAUAAAUAUACACCGAAUAAAGAUUCUAAAAUAGAGGGAAAUUCAAAGAAAAUAAACCCAAAAAUAUAUCGACCGUUGGGCCUCCAUCUAACCAUCUCUCUUCAUUAUCCACAUCUAUCUCCAUUCAUCCAAAUAAAACAAUCACCCACGAAAACACAAACAACUUUAUAACACAAAACUAACCCAAUUUUCCUACAAAAUUUAAUCACUGAGCUUCGAUUCAAUGGCUUCUAUACCAAACCCAGUUUCUCUAAUUUAUCAAAAAACAUUACACAGAACUUGUUACACUAAACCCACUUCAAUUAACACCACCAUUAAAGCCAUGGCUAAAGAGCUCCACUUUAACCAUGAUGGUUCUGUCACUAAGAAACUUCAGGCAGGGGUGAAUUUGGUGGGAGAUUUGUUAGGGGUGACAUUGGGUCCAAAGGGAAGAAAUGUGAUUUUGCCAAAUAAAUAUGGACCUCCCAAGAUUGUCAAUGAUGGUGAGACUGUUCUUAAAGAGAUUGAGUUGGAGGAUCCUCUAGAGAAUGUUGGAGUAAAGUUGGUGAGACAAGCCGGUGCUAAAACUAAUGAUCUUGCUGGUGAUGGUUCUACAACGUCGAUUGUUCUUGCUCGUGGUCUCAUUGAUGAGGGUGUGAAGGUCAUUGCAGCAGGCAGGAAUCCUAUCCAGAUUUCACGUGGGAUCGAGAAGACAGCAAAGGCCCUUGUUUCCCAGCUUAAGCUAAUAUCUAGGGAGAUUGAAGAUCAUGAAAUUGCAGAUGUGGCUGCUGUUAGUGCAGGAAAUGAUUAUGAAGUUGGCAAUAUGAUUGCUGAAGCUGUUGCAAAAGUAGGGAGGAAAGGAGUUGUGAGAGUUGAGAAAGGAACAUACACAGAAAACAAACUGCAGAUUGUAGAAGGGAUGCAGUUUGAUCGUGGGUACUUGUCUCCUUAUUUUGUCACAGAUCGACGAAAAAUGACUGUAGAGUAUGAUAACUGCAAGGUUCUUUUGGUGGACAAAAAGAUCACUCAUCCGAAGGAGGUGUUCAAAAUGUUAGAAAAUGCAGUUCAGGGAGAUUUUCCAAUUUUGAUUGUUGCAGAGGGCAUAGAGCAGGAAGCUCUGGCGCCAAUAAUCAGGAACAAACUGAAGGGUGCUCUGAAGGCUGUUGCUAUCAAGGCUCCAGCCUUUGGAGAACGUAAAAGUCAUUGCUUGGAUGACAUUGCUAUAUUGACAAGAGGAACUGUGAUCAGAGAUGAUAUAGGCCUCAAACUAGAAAAGGCGGGAAUAGAUGUAUUAGGAACUGCUACUAAAGUGAUCAUAACCAACAAAUCUACUUUAAUUGUUACUGAUGGAAGUACAAGGCAAGCUGUUGAGAAGAGAGUUUCUGAAAUCAAAGCAUAUGCUGAGAAUGUCGAAGAGAACUUUCAACGUAAAAUUCUGCAUGAGAGAAUAGCAAGGUUAUCCGGGGGUAUUGCUAUCAUAGAGGUGGGAGCUCAAACACAGAUUGAGCUGAAGGAUAAACAUCUAAGGAUUGAAGAUGCUUUGAAUGCAGCUAAGGCGGCUAUUGAAGAAGGUGUUGUAGUUGGUGGAGGAUGUUGUCUCUUACGGCUGUCAUUGGAGAUUGAUAAAAUCAAAGAGCAGCUAGAUAAUGAGGAGCAAAAGAUUGGAGCGGACAUCUUCAGACAGGCUUCGGCCUACCCAAUAAAAAAGAUCGCAGAAAAUGCAGGUGUUAAUGGCAGUGUGGUUGUACAAAAGGUUCUUGCUAAUGAUAACUUGAGAUUUGGGUACAAUGCUGCACGUGACUGUUAUCAGGAUCUAAUGGAAGCUGGGAUUAUAGAUCCUACAAAGGUAGUCAGGUGCUGUUUGGAGAACGCUGCAUCUGUUGCAAAAACAUUUCUUACAUCAGAUGCUGUAGCUGUUGACAUUGAGGAAAAACAACCAUUUCCAAGGAGACCUCCAAUGCCACCAAUGCCCAUGUCAGGUGUCGGGCCUCUUGGGAUGUAAUCGAUUUACAUACACAGAUGUGUCUUUAUCAUAUAGCAGCCAAAUUUGAUCUUAUUUUUUUCCAAGUUAGAAAUAGAGAUGAUCCUCAAUCAAAUGGAAUUUCUUCUCUUACAAUCAAGCUUCGGAGUGUAUUUGUAUUACAUGAUCAUCAUGAAGUUAGAUGAUGGGCUUCUGCAGUGCCAGCUGGUGUCAGAGUUGCUCUAAAAGAAUUAAGAUUAAGGGCAGUAGCUAUUGUAUCAUUCAUUCCAAAAUCAAAAUAUUUUGAUGUUUGUACAUACACUGAUCUAUAUGUAAAUCAAUAGCACUGUAGUCUGCAAAGCUUACUACUUAUUCCAAAAUAUAAAGUAAUAAACUGAUAGAGCAUUAGAUUGAUAAUGAAUGCAUGCAUAAAUGCAAUUUUUACAUGUAUUUACCGUCUUAAUUAGAUGAUGCCAAAGAUUAUGGGUUUAUGGCAACAAAUUUAUGCUUUCUUUCUAAUGAUUUUUAUUUAUCGCUGACACAAUGAUGUAUUACUCCCUCAAUCCCUUUUUGUUUGUACCAUGGACCCACUUUAUGUGAGAGUUUUUUUGGAUCAAAUGUUGCAACCAAUAAAAAAAAGAGGGAGUAUGAGAUAUUAUAGGAAGAAUGAUGUCCAUGUUAAAAUAUGUAUUGAAUUAGUUUGCCCCCAUGAAUGAGAAUGCCUCAGCGUAAGGGUCUCAUGAUCUCAUCUAUAUAUGAACGUAGCUGACACAUAGUGAGUGAACCACAAACAUCUUUGUGUGUAAUUCUUCGUUAAUGCUUCUUCCAUCCAUAACAACAUGCCCUUCACUGAUUAUUCUUAAUUGAACCGAUGAUUAUAUAGUCAAUCAAAUCUUGUAUAUAAUUUAAGAGUCGUUUUUGCAACACUUAACCACAUCACUCCAAAACCCCAACUCUCAAUUCUCAUGCAUUUUUUUUUUUUUUUUUUUUUUUGUGUGUGUUUAAUAAAAUAACUGCAUGCUACAACUCCAAAUUAACACUUACCCAUCACUUCCUUUACCCAAAUAAAAAAAAUAAAAUAAAAAAAAAUCUAUACCUUUCACUUACUAUUUCUUUUUUUCUUCCCUAAACAUACCUAUAAGCCGUGCAGUAGCACGGUACAUUCUAGUUUUAGAAAAUUACAAAGAUCAAUCUAAUUAUCAGAAUAAAUGUCAUUCGUGUUUGUAAUUUUAAAAGCAACCCAAAAAGCUGAAACAAACAAUUAUCUUCAAAACUGAAGAUUGAAAAUUUCCUACAA